UAUUAUUUGUAGAAAACUUGACUGACAUAGGUGUUAAUAAUACAGACUCAAUUUCUUUGUCAAUAAAUAUUGACUCAAUUCAUUGUACCUGAUGACCUACAUGUAAAAUGUAGGCGUUCUGGACCAGCUUGAAACGUAACACCCCAGUGAUAUGAUACUUCCUGAAUCGAGAUCCGGCCUUGGUCGGUUAUCUGGUGGUGUUUUAGGUACUCAUACACGGGGCAGCAUUGCAUUAUUAGUGAAUUGCCUUUAAGAGCGGACACAACUCUCGAGUGACUUGGACAACAAUUGUCAACUUGGUUCACAAACUCCGAGGGCUCAGCUGGUGCUGAAGUCUAACUUUGGACAGUUUUGGAAAGGCGGUGCUUAUCCUCUGACGUUUUAUACACCGGUUUGAAGAAACUACACACCAAUCAUGGAUGCGAUGAGACCCUUAUUUCAUUGGGCGGACUAUUUAAUAUUUGUCCUCAUGUUGUUAGCUUCGGCCUCCAUCGGCAUCUUCUACGCUUUCAUGAGCAGGAGACAGAAUUCAUCCGGAGAAUUCAUGUUGGCCAGUAGAACGAUGGGUUUUCUCCCCGUUUCCAUGUCACUGUUGGCCAGCCUAUUUACGGGGAUCUACAUCCAGGGUAGCGUGUCUGAGACGUACUUCAGGGGGGCCAUUUUGUUCACAGGCUCCAUCGUUCCUCUCAUCAUCACAGGGGCGAUUUCUGGAAGAAUCUUCAUGCCGAAAUUCUACGAAUUGGAACUAAAAAGCGUGUAUCAGUAUCUCGACUUACGUUUCAAUGUUCCAGUACGUAACUGCUGCCUUGUGAUAGGCUACGUGUACAUGAUACUGCACGCAGGGGUCGCUACUUUCGCGGCAAGUCUAGUGCUAACAACCGUGACUGGAUCCCAGCUGAGUGUGUUUUCGGGUACAAUUAUUUUAUCCGCAGUUUGUACUUUCUACACGGUCAUUGGCGGUAUAAAGGCAGUGGUAUGGGCAGACUGCUUUCAGAUGUGUCUAAUUUUCGUGGCCUUAUUGGCAGCAGUCUUCCAAGGUGCUACGCUGAUUGGUUUCGGUGAGAUCUGGAGGCUCAACCUCAUUGGGGGAAGGCUCAAUAUUUUCAAUUUCGACCCGGACCCAAGGGUUUACGCCACGUUCUGGACUGUAUUCAUCGGUGGGACUUUCUCGUGGAUGCCAACGAUGACAGUACUACAGUACCAGGUACAACGGUAUGCAACCUGUAAGUCACAAAAGACUGCUCACAUAUCAUUUAGCAUCUUCAUUGUUGGCUGUAUCGCUGUAACCAUACUGUGCAUAUUAGCUGGUAUGUCAAUUUACGCCCUCUACGUUGAUUGUGACCCAUCUUCUACCGGAUCUCUCGUAGCGAACGAUGGGCUUCUGCCUUACUACAUCUUGGAUGCUUUUCAGAAUCUUCCAGGCAUUCCAGGGUUGCUUGUUUCUGGUCUAUGCAGCGCUGCUCUUAGCACCGUGUCUUCAAUCUUGAAUUCCAUCGCAACAAUAAGUGGCGAACACAUCAUUUCUAAAGUAUGGAAGGAUAUGUCGGAUGCAAGAUACCUCAUGAUAACGAGGCUACUCGCAUUGGUUUUCGGUGCCUUGAACAUUGCGACAACAAUGCUUGUUGGACAACUCGGGAAUAUUUUACCGGCGAUCAUUGGUUUAGUCGGUAUCACGAAUGGUCCAGUCUGCGCCGUGUUCAUCCUCGGAUUCUUCUUCAGGAGAGCUAAUUCAAAGGGGACUCUGGUUGGUUUCUUGGUUGGUGCAUCCGUUGGAAUCUGGUUGUUCGUAGGUUCUCUGUUCUACCAACCGCUACCUAAGUCACUCCCACUCUCAACGCAAGGAUGCGAAGACUACGAAUUUGCAGCCGAUGGCGUCAGUAAUUCAUCAAUGAUGACAACAAUGAUGGCGAUGGCAUCGACAACAGUUGAGCCUCCAGCUAGGCCGUUCAUCAUAGAGCUGUACAAUGUAUCCCGUCUGUGGUAUCCAAUGGUGUGUAUGAUUCUGGUUGUGGUCGUUGGACUUGUAGCUAGUCUGAUAUUCGAAGCGAUAUAUGGUGAGCAGGAGGUUGAUGCCACUCUACUAUGGAACUGGAGGAAAUCGUGUUGCUGCUGCCUGAAGACUUCACAAACAGAUGAUCGGAAAUCGCUCUACUCACGUAAUAUUUCCGUGCUUACUACUCUUGGAGAAACUGAGAAUAGCAAGUAUGACGAAUCAAAGGGCAUUGACAAUGCGGUGGUGGGUGAUGGUCCUACCUCAACAACACACAUGUAAACGUGAAAUGGAAUGUUUGGGUGGCGGGAAAAUGUUUGACAAUUGGCAGCCAUUUCUUGCCUGCAGAACUAUAUUAUAAUAGACCCACCCCCUUGCAGAUUAUGACGCACAAGCUUGAACAGCGCCCUCAAUUAGGUCAAAAGGAAGACCUACAGGAGUUUUGCUUGCGCGCACGUUUCUAUUGUUUGAGCUCAGCAAUGGCAGCCAAUCCAAGGGUUCUGUUAAUCACAGAAAGGCUGAUAAAACGAUGAUGAUGUCUAAUAGUAGAUUAAAACUAGAUUUCAUCGCACCGAACACAAAAUAAAGCGCUAGUAAUAAAUUAGCGCCUUUUGCCAGGAAAAUAAACAAAUCUUUAUUUUAAAACAAUGACUUUAUAUUAACUACAAGGACCCACCUACUGGCAUUGGUUAUUGUUAAAUUGAUUCCAACGGAGAGAAUAAAAUAUUUACACAAAGUUUGUAUGUGUGAAAUCUGAAACUCCUGUAGACCUUUUUUGUACAGACGUUGUUUUACUAAUAGACUGAAGUAUCAUAUAUUUUACUUUUACGGGUAUCUCGACCUUUCAAUUUCCAAGUAGUUUUCUAAAGUUUGUAAAACAUAUAAUAAGCAUUGUGCACGGUUUUAAAUGCGAGUUUAUUAGUAGUGGCCAGGGGUGCACCCCAUCCGGCCGAGGCUCUGUCAACCUAUGUUAGGUAAGGUCUUUUAAAAGUGCACGUUUUAAAACAUGAAACAGAGCAGAUUUUUGUAUUUACGGUUUAUACGUUCAACCACCGAGGUGGCCGUCUUUUUUUAUGACUCAAGCAGUUUAGUGUUUUAGCCCAAAUGUUUAAUUUUAUUAGGCUCUCCAUACUUAAGACUCUCAAAAAUUGUACUAGCUGUAUAAAAUAAGUACCAACCUAUUUCUCUUGUUCACACUGAUUUAAAGUUAUUGGUCCGUCCUAAUCGAAAUGACCCAGAUUUAAGUCGAGCUGUAAGCUCGGAUAAUUCGAGUUUGAAUCCUCUUGGCUUUUAAACACUUAAAGGGUCAACCUGACCAAGGAAUGAAUCAGGCCCCAAUGGACCUAGACUUGACUCAAGUCCCAAUCCCAUGCACUCGCCAGAGAACUGUGUGGUGCUCUGCAUUCCCCAACCUGUUUCGCACGGGGACCACAUUUUGACGGCGAGCGCGCACUGCUGUACUGCUUGGUUUCCUGUGCAUAGUUGGCGCGAUAUGGGAGGACGGGACUUGAAUCAAGUCUAAAAUUGGACCUUAAGUCUUCGUCAAUUCUGACCUGGGGAUGAUUAAUUAGAGUGUAUAGUGUUAACAUUAUAUUACUAUAAUUAUUGUAAAUUGUAUAUAAAAUAGUAUACAUAAAACAUUGCCAUUUAUUAUAUUACCCCUUUGAUAGUUUGACGUUUUUUCUUUUCACUACACGUGUACCUCAUUAAUAGAAAAGUUUCCCUUUAUUUUAAAGAUUAAAUUAAUGUUCGACUUUCAAUGAACACACCAAAAUAAGGCCACCAUGUGAAAACAGUGACCAAUCGAUUGUAAAAACUAUACGGGUAACUCUGGAAAAUCAGAAAUUGGGGAAGUGUUACUUUCAGGCUUAGUUUAACUCAGAUACGAAAGUCUGCAAAAUCUAUUUUCUCAACCAGUCAAAAUGACACUAACUUACGGAAACCAAUUAGUGACACGAUUACUUUAAAUCUAUUUCGUCUUAUUUCUCUUUUACGUGGCAGUACUUUUUUCGUUACGUUGUAGUCUUUCACGUUUACGUUUUUUUCUCUUUUACGCUGUCUUUCUCUUCUACGUCGUUGACUUUCUCUUUUUUACAUUUUAAUAAGUCUUUCUCCUUAACGUAGUUACCUUUCUCUUUUAUUAGGAGGUCAUUCUCUUUUACGUAUUUACAAACGUAUUUCUCCCUAAACGUGGUAUGGGUAUCUUUUACAUUGUAGUUUUUCCCUUUUACGUGGAAGUAUUUCCCUUUCACGUCGUAGAAUUUAUCCUUGACGUUGAAAUGUUUUUAGUUCAGUUGGGAUUUGGUGUUAGUCUUUUACCUGGUUGGUGACAGUUAACUAGCGGCAAACACAUCAUUACGUAAGAAAAAACCUAUUGUUUCAUACCUCGUGACAGAGGUCUGUAAUGUUCUUCGAUUUUCUUACUACACAACUAUUAUAAAUCAUGUCAUUAUUAUUUGUAAAAUCAAAUUGAAUUAAACAAAACACCAAAAUCUUUCUCAA
Molecule: messenger RNA, 4492 nt
Organism: Asterias rubens (European starfish)
Lineage: Eukaryota; Metazoa; Echinodermata; Asteroidea; Forcipulatida; Asteriidae
Product: sodium-coupled monocarboxylate transporter 1-like
Exons: 17
Coding region: 416-2272 (618 amino acids)
Biological process (GO): sodium ion transport; transmembrane transport
Cellular component (GO): membrane
Molecular function (GO): symporter activity
Source: RefSeq, a predicted model, not a curated record